Molecule: messenger RNA, 24027 nt
Organism: Coregonus sp. 'balchen'
Lineage: Eukaryota; Metazoa; Chordata; Actinopteri; Salmoniformes; Salmonidae
Source: the annotation of a GenBank genome assembly
AUGUCCUUCACACCCAGUGAUCAGGAGCUCAGGGCCCAGCUGGUGAUCAGGACUGACAGAGGUAUUGAUCAGCCUAGAAAAACCCUGUGUGAGUGUGACACAUGGGCACAGAUGUAAAAUCAUUACAUAUCUGUUGCGUAUGUUGGUGUAUGUUGAAGUCUCACUGCAUACACUAUUGCCCAGUCAGAAAUGAACCCCUACCCCCCCCUGGACAAUUUUCAUAGAUCUGAAAGAAUCGGAUUGGGUUUAAGCCUGAAAGUAUAGGUCCACCAAGCCCAGAUGGAGUUUCCGCCAUAUUGCUUGCACCAAUCAAACCCUUUUAGAUCUGUAAGAAGUGUCUAUGGGAAAGGAGUUAGGGGUUGAUUAUUAACUGUGCAUCAUGUUACAGACUUGAUCUUUUGAGGGAAAUUCCUUGAGCAUGUCCCCAUACACUGCUCUCCCUCUUCAUCUCUCUCUCUUGUGUGGUCAUCCUCAGGGCAGCUGUGGUUUUCCAUUGCGUUUUCUUCUCAAUCAGUCAGUCACCAAUCGAUCUCCAGGAUUACCAAAUUCACGUGUGGUGCUGUGUGGUUUGACCGGGAAGUCACAUGGCCAGCAGGGUUAUUCCUUUAACUAUAAUUUAAACCAGGAAAUCCCAUUGAGAUAAAUAAUAUUUUUAGAGGGAGACCUGGCUUAACUUCUUUAGCCUAUUCUACUUUAGUGUUUGAAGAUCUUGGAGGCUAGGUGGAGUCAUCACCAUUUUGCUUACACCUACACCCAACUCCAAAAGUUAUUGGCUUGAAUGUCAGUGACUACAACACUGCCGGAUGGUGAUACUGUGAUACUCCUCACCAGGAGAGGGCGUGAUCAUUUACAUUUUUGUCAUUUAGCAGACGCUCUUAUCCAGAGCGACUUACAGUUAGUGCAUACAUUUUAUUUUAUUUUUCAUACUGGCCCCCCGUGGGAAUCGAACCCACAACCCUGGCGUUGCAAGCGCCAUGCUCUACCAACUGAGCUACACGGGGCCCUAUGUGAUCACUACAUGGAAUACAAAUUUGUUUACCUGGGGAAUAAAUUGGGGAUCAUUCAGGUUCUUCUUUGAACUAGUUUUAUGAAGUGAUAGCAUGUUGGGAAUGUUUCGUUUGUUGAAUAAAACAUUCAACAGUGAAGAACAAAGUUGCUCUCCUGUUUACUUCAUUCAUGCCACAGCCAUAGAUCUCUAGACUCAAACCCUAUGGCGGAUAUGUGAUGCACUACUGCAGUUCAAAGUGAAUACCCACUGUCAAACUGUUCCACUGAAAUCUACAUGCCUUUACAUAUACAGAUAUGUCAGAUUAAGAUGGAGUUUGUACCUGCAUAGUUCCUUCAGUAUAUUGUGUCUGAGAGGUCUGAAGGGCCUGUAGCUGUGUAUAGUUCAUUUGUCUGAGUGCGUUUAAGAAAAACUCAUAUCAAAGGGUUCUGUAAUGAAACCAGGCAGGGUGGAGCGAUAGACGAUCAAAAGAGGAAGAAGUGUACAGGCUUUCAUCCUCUCUCUCUUUCUCUUUCUCUCUUUCUCUUUUUUUAAGGGGCUUUAUUGGCAUGGGAAACAUGUUUACAUUGCCAAAGCAAGUGAGAUAGAUAAUAAACAAAAGUGAUUUUUUUUUUUUUUUUUUUAAAUAACAGUAAACAUUACACUCACAAAAGUUCCAAAAGAAUAAAGACAUUUCAAAUGUCAUAUUAUGUGCAAAUAGUUAAAGUACAAAAGGGAAAAUAAAUAAACAUAAAUAUGGGUUGUAUUUACAAUGGUAUUUGUUCUUCACUGGUUGCCCUUUCCUGGUGGCAACAGGUCACAAAUCUUGCUGCUGUGAUGGCACACUGUGGUAUUUCACCCAAUAGAUAUAGGAGUUUAUCAAAAUUGGGUUUGUUUUCUAAUUAUUUGUGGGUCUGUGUAAUCUGAGGGAAAUAUGUGUCUCUAAUAUGGUCAUACAUUUGGCAAGAGGUUAGGAAGUGCAGCUCAGUUUCCACCUCAUUUAGUUGGCAGUGUGCACAUAGCCUGUCUUCUAUUGAGAGCCAGGUUUGCCUACGGCGGUCUUUCUCAUUAGCAAGGCAAUGCUCACUGAGUCUGUACAUAGUCAAAGCUUUCCUUAAGUUUGGGUCAGUCACAGUGGUCAGGUAUUUUGCCACUGUGUACUCUCUGUUAAUUAUUUCCAAUGUGUCAAAUAAUUAUCUUUUUGUUUUCUCAUAAUUUGGUUGUGUCUAAUUGUGUUGCUGUCCUGGGGCUCUGUGGGGUCUGUUUGUGAACAGAGCCCCAGGACCAGCUUGCUUAGGGGACUCUUCUCCAGGUUCAUCUCUCUGUAGGUGAUGGCUUUGUUAUGGAAGGUUUGGGAAUCGCUUCCUGUUAGGUGGUUGUAGAAUUUAACUCCUUUCUUUCUCUCUUUCUUAGGAUGGCACAUGAUUGGCAGCGAGGUAGAAGUAGGAGUCACCACCGAUAUGAGGAAGACGUUGAGGGUGAGUAUGGCAACACAGUUGUGUAGUGUGUGCAUUGUCCACUGUAUGGACGGAGCAGACAUCUGUACAUUCAGUAAGUCAAGUAAAGGGUUCCGGAAGAUAAUGUUGUGUGGAUGGUAACCAUCUCUGUCUCCUCCUUUCUGUAUACUCUCUCUGUCCCGCUCUCUCUCAGAACCCCAGCCAGUGUAUAUUGGCGUUCCGGUAACACACGGUUACAGCAAAAGGAGACGCCGUAAACACCGCUCCCAACGCGAACACGAGAAACAUCACGCACACCGCGUCCAACACACACACCACGAACACACACAUCACGAACACAUACACCAUGACCAUCACCAUGACUACCAGGAACACUACAAAGAGGAGGAGGAGCAGGAACAACAUGACAUAUUUGACCCUGACUCCACAGGUGGGCACUCACAUACACACAUACACAGACUUACAAGUGCAGACACACACACUUUGAGUAGUACACACAUGUGAGAAGCAUAUGACCAGCCACAGUUGUUACUGUCUUGAGGAAUGAUCCCCUGUCAUUACCAGGCAUGUUUAUAACUAGCAGCAGGGUGUGUGUGUGUGUGUGUGUGUGUGUGUGUGUGUGUGUGUGUGUGUGUGUGUGUGUGUGUGUGUGUGUGUGUGUGUGUGUGUGUGUGUGUGUGUGUGUGUGUGUACUCGCAUGCGUGCGUGUAAUGAAUGUUUCCAAGCAUGGUUCCUGUUCCCAUGGGGGCCAGUGUUUUGAAGCUGGUAAGCUGAUUUAGAGCUGAGGAACUAAAACCCUGGUAUACCACCGGUCCUGUGUGCGUGUGCAUACGUGCGUAUUUGUUCAGGGGGGUCGACUGCCCCAAUUCCACAGGAGAAAUAUGUCAUGUCACUGACUCACCAGAGUUGACACCGGUUACUUCAGAGAAUAGAUCAUGGGAUGGUUGGAGGCAAGGAGAAGAACCGGACACAAAAGGUGAAGGAAGGAGUGCACAGCCAAAAGGUGAAGGAAGGAGUGCACAGCCAAAAGGUGAAGGAAGGAGUGCACAGCCAAAAGGUGAAGGAAGGAGUGCACAGCCAAAAGGUGAAGGAAGGAGUGCACAGCCAAAAGGUGAAGGAAGGAGUGCACAGCCAAAAGUGGAGUGAAGUUGAAGUAGUAGUUGUUGUGUGCACGUGUGUGUGUCACAGGGUUAAGGGUACUUGAGGCUGCUGCGGUGGGUGUGUGCGUAGGUGCAUAUGUGUGUGUGUCCGUGCACGUGUCAGGGUGGGGAGUACUUCAGGGUGCUGUGGGGUAUGUUUUGGCCUCUUAAGCCUCUUGGCCCUUCACUGCUCCGGAGAUUUCAGUGGAUUUCUGCUUCAGAUUAAAGCAGACCAAAACAGCUUCACAAGAACACAGCACAGCAGUUCUGGAGCAGGACGGAACACACAGAACAGAGUGCAGCCCUUUGGACCGCUGGGUUCUGACUGACGACACACCAUCCCACACACGGCAAAACAUGGCUCACUAAACAAAGAAUGCCUAUUGUAUAGCGAAAGGUGUUGAGGCAGAGUUGGGAAAAACAGAAGAAAGUAAAGCUAUAAGAAGAGGAGGAACAAGUUGAGAGGGAGAACGGAAGAGCAGGAAAGUUGUGGAGAGGAAAGAAAGAAGGAGGGAAGGAGUGUGUCCACUCUUCUCCUGGUUGUCCUGUCUGUGGAGGUCUAGCCUUGACUCCAGCACCUCUAGCUUUCACCAGAACAAGCCAAUUGUCAAACGGGAAUACGGUGUUGGGGUCUUGUCUGGUACCGCGAGACUAGUGGAGUGCUACCUCUCUGGGCUGGACGGACAUUGACAGCAGCAUCCUGUAGAGUGUUGACCUAUCAGCGGGUUGGGGAUAUCUCUCUUUGAGCUGCUGGUAGUACAGGUGCAUACUAAACGUCUCUGGUUGUGGUUCCUGUGGUUAGUCAUGGAGGACUCUGGUUCCUCCAUCACCUCCAGCAUGGCCUCUCGCUGGACACUGCCUGGCUCACACACAGGUAAAAACAGGAAGAGAGGAGGGGAGGAGGUACAGAGAACAGGAAAAGAAUGGAGUGGACAGCUGGAUCUUAAUGUUUAUUUACUUUCUUAUUAUAACUAUGUUGUUGGUGUCAUUGCUGUGUAGUAUUGGUUCUUAUUUGGGUGUAUUUCAGGGGUGACUUGUCAGUUAUCUGUUCACCUUCGCCAUUUUGGAACUGAUUUAAAAAAUGACAUUGAACAACAACCUGUGUGUAAUAUGUGUUCGUCACAUGGACAUGGCAUUGGAGGUGUCAUAUGAGGCCUGUUUCUCUCAACCUCUGGUCUUUGGACCAGUACCGGUCCCUGGGAUGUUACUGAGCGGUCCCUCAAGUAGAUUGAACAUAGAUUAGUUCUCGUGUGAUAGUUUGGAUCUAAGGUGGAGAACCAUAGCAAGGUGUCUGAACAUGUAUGCACUCACUAACUGUAAGUCGCUCUGGAUAAGAGCGUCUGCUAAAUGACUAAAAUGUAAAUGUAAAAAAUGUGUCUGUUUGUCUUUGACUGGAGUCUGAGGUCAAGAGCAGCCACUCGUCUCAGUGCUCUCUGAAGGACCAGUCUUUCUCUGUCUGUCUUCUCUCUUUCUCUGAUUCACUCUGUUUCCUCUCUCACUCCCUCUCUGUGAACUAUAUUAGAUUGCAUUUUGUAUAAAAUAUGGGCCUCAAGGUCUGCAUGUCGGUCUGUCUGUCUGUCCUCACCCACUGGGCACAGACGUCAAUUCAACAUCUAUUCCACAUUGGUUCAAUGUAAUUUUAUUGAAAUGGCAUGGAAACAACGCUGAUUCAACCAGUGUAAUCUCUUAGAAACAGGGCCUUUCCAUGUGUUGUUCAUGCUGGCUGACUCUUGGCCAGUGCUGGGCAGUGCUCUUAGGCAGUGUGAUGCUUAGCUUAGCUACCCAAUGACGAGAGGAAGGUUAUUCAUUGGCUGUUAUUCAUUGACUGUAUAGAAGGGGUGAGGAGUGAGAGAAGGUUUAGAUGGAUCAGGGUGAGGGUGCAGGGGGGUGUUUACCCGCAUUGACUGGGACUCUGGGACUGACGAGGUGAGUGGGUUAAAGAUUAGAGGUGUUGUUUUGGGUUAGGGGUCGAAGGGAACUCACACAGGAUCAAAAUAAGCUACAGUAGGACCACCAGGAGAGGAGCGACACACACUCACACACACACACACACACAGUGGUGUGAUGGCAGUGUUAUUAGAGCCCUGGGGCUAGGAGCAUGUUAAUGAGCUUUGAUCCACGGACAGGAAAUUCUGAGAGAGUCCUGGUUGGUCACACUACGUCCUAUUUAGUUACAGUUGUGGGCUAAACAUUUUUAAAUGGUUCCUAAUAGUUCCAAAUAAACAAAUAAAUAAAUACACACAUUCUUUUAAACUUCUGAUAACUUGAUGCCCCAGUUUAGUGCACGCUGUCACGACAGUCCAAAGCUGUUGCAUCAACUGUCAAUCAACCGUACAUCCUAGUGGAAUAUCUUAUACAGUACUCACACACAUUGUUAGUAAAAGUGUUUGAUGCAUAGAUACAUAUAUGUUCUAAUUCUAUUUAUAUAGUUUGAUAUUUCUUCUCUUGUGAACUCCAUUUCCCAGUGUCCCCGGCGGCGGAGAGGCUGCGCUACAUCCUGAGUGAAGAUGAUGACGUGCCGACGCCCACUCUGUUUACAGAGAUGGACACACUGCAACACGAUGGAGACGAGAUGGAGUGGAAAGAGUCUGCUAGGUACACACACACAUACCUCAACCAUUUGUGUGUUUCCACCCUGGAGUGUGUGCCCUCAUUAGUUUGAGAUUGUUGGGGGGGCUUUAGGUGGGAUUUAGGGGGAGGUGUUGGUCGAUUAGUUUCAUUAGAAGAGUGUUAGCAGCAGAGCCCUACAGUAGUGUCACGGAGCUGGUGUCAGUCCACCCUGCCUUAAUAACCAGAUAUGGAAACGGUUUCUGGUUUCUCUCCCUCCUCUCCAGGUGGGUGAAGUUUGAGGAGAAGGUGGAGGAGGGAGGAGAGAGGUGGAGCAAGCCCCAUGUGUCCACCCUGACCCUCCACAGUCUGUUUGAGCUGAGGACCUGUAUACAGACCGGCAGUGUACUGCUGGACCUGGAGGGAUACUCCCUGCCACAGAUAGUGGGUGAGUGUGUGUAUGUGUGACCCAGACUAUGGCCCAUUCCCAAAUCAAGUCCUAGUUGUCCCUAUUCCCUGUGCACUUCUGGAGAUCAGAACCAUUUUUUAUAGGUGUAAGCAAUAUGGUUAAAAUCCAUCUUGCCCUCUGAUAGGCCAGGCGGAAGUGCAUAAGGAAGUGGAUAGGGGCUAGGGGUUGAUUUGGGAUUGAGCACAACUGACUCUAGAACUCUCACCCUGACCUCUGACCCCAGAUGACAUCGUGGAUCGCCAGGUGGCAGACGGUCUGAUUGGUCCAGAACUGAGGGAGAAGGUCAGCUUUGUGUUGCUACGGAAACAUCGCCACCAGCACAAGAAACCCAUCCACCGCUCGCUAGCCGACAUGGGCAAAUCAAACACUUCCCCCACCAGUGAGUGUGUGUUGUGUUGUGUGAUCUUGUUGAUUUCAUCUCUAUCAUAGUAUCAUGCUGACUCUACUUAUACAGCAAUAAUAUUUUCUCUCACCUCUUUUCACAAACUGCUUCACCGUCUCUCCUCUGUUUACUCCAUCCUUUCUCUUUUCACUCUCCUCCACCUUUUUCUCCGCUUCUGUCUCUCUCUCCCCCUUUUCUCUCUCCCCUCUCUCCUCCCUCCCUCUGUCUUUUUCUAGGCCGUAGUCCCCAGUCUGUUCAUAAUGUCAGUCGUAGUAACGUCAGUCGUUUUCCUAGUUCAGCCUCUGGCCUCCAUCACUCUACAGAGGACUUACGAGCCAAGUCAGGCAGCUUUGGCCGCCUGCGUGAGUCUACACACAUACUCAAGCACAUAGACACAAACACACACUCAAUGCACGGACGCAUAGACACACAUGUAUACAUACAAACUAGUAUUAUUUUUACCCUCUUUUCUAUCUAUGAUGGCUAACCUCAUAGAGAUAUGAGUUUUAAUUCACAUAUCUAACCUCAUAACCUAAUAGAGAUAUGUGUGUGAUUUCAGUGUGUGAUUGUGUGCAAGUUUUGGUCACACUGUAUUUCGGAGUGCUCCUAAUACACAGUAGUCUCUUGAGCCAGACGGCUUACUUCCGAAAUCUUUGAAUGUGCCGUUGCCCAAGGUCUGGCUACGCAAGACUAAAUACACAGUGAGUCCAUUUUGGGGGAGGGGGGGGGGGGGGGUUGUUUGGGUGUGGGUGUCCUAACCGAGGUAUGUUCCUGUUCUUUCUCUGCGACUUAAUUUGUCCCUAAAUCAUAAAUCAGCUUUUGGGGGAAUGAUCCAUUAGGUCUAACCGGCCGUUGAAACAAUCAGGCAUGCUCUGCUCACACACCCAAGCCAUCUACAGUGCCACACAAAGACAUACAUUCACACAAUAGCUAAAGCUGAUAUUUGCCUACAAAGAUGGGUUAGAGACGUCUACUACUGCCUCUUAUACUCCAUGUCAAAAUUAAACGUACACUACACAAACAUUAAACUGUGAAUACGCAGAGAAGAUUACUAACUUUUCGUCUAGAUGGGAAACUUAGACUUUCACCUACCUAAGUCAUUCAUUGGUGUCAAUAGGGGAAUAGUGUGAGCAUGUUAUUGUGCAUGUGAGUUUGUGUGGAGUACAAUAGUAAUUGGUGUGUGUCUACCUGUUUUUGAUCUGUUUCAGAUCCUGCGCUAAGUCAAAGUAUGAACGAUAUUUCAGACAAGCCAAGCACAGACCAGGUAACACCAAAGAUCAUUGUUCUGUGUGUGUGUGUGUGAAUAAUGAUGGAAAAGUUAUUACAUUGCACAACCCUAAGCUCCUGUUGUUCGUCUCGGCUUAAUUGUUUGGGUCCGUCCACCCGUCAAGAGAGAGGGGGAGAGGGAGAGAGAGGAUAAAUAAUAUUACUGUUCUCAUGUGAGUCACUUGCCUUUCCUUUCGAGGUGUGCCAGAUGACAGAUUUGAGUAUUAUUGUUUAGCUGUGGAUGGAGAUGGUGGGGUGGGGGUGGGAGAGACGCUGAGUAUGUGUAGGGGGCUUUGGGUCAAUGCCCACCCUGACAGAGUUUGGGGGACUUCAAAGCCACACAUACACCAUCUGAGUCUACUUGAAUGAUUUACUCUGGCUUGAUAACCAGGAUUGGGGAGUAACAGAUUACAAAAAAACUGUCAAUGUAAUUUGUUACGUUACCAGCAAAAAUAUUGUAAUCAGAUUACAAAUACUUUUGAAAAACUAGAUGAUUACUUCGAGGAUUACUUUUACAUUCCGAAAGGAUGAAAAGUAUUUGACACCGGAGGAGAAAAGGAGAAAUGCUCACUAACAGGGAUGUAAACAGAUUUGUCCACAAUUUGAGAGAAAUAAGCUUUUUGUGCGUAUGUAAAAUGUAUGUUCUCUUUUAUUUCAGACCAACACUUUACGUGUUGCGUUUUAUAUUUUUGUUCAGUAUAGUAACUGUAACAGAUUACAUUUAGAAAGUAACUUGCCCAGCCCCGUUGAGAACCCUCCGUUCACUUUGAACUGCCGCCACACACAAACACAUAUCCAUAUUCUCAUAUUCAAACUUUUGUACAUGUAGGAGCCUUGACAGCCCGGCUUUAACCAGCACCUGACGAGGUCACAGAGAGAGAAAGCCUGAGACUGUAUGGAGGGAUUGUUUACGUCUGUUCAAGGCAGUAAGUUACUAGCAGAGUACUCUUAGAAAAAAGGAUUGCAAAAGGGUUAUUCGGCAAUCCCCAUGGGAUAACCCUUUGAAUAACCCUUUUGGGUUUCAAGUAGAACCCUUUUGGGUUCCAUGUAGAACCCUCUGUGAAAAGGGUUCCACCCAAAAGGGUUCUACCUGUAACCCAAAAUGGUUCUUCAAAGGGUUCUCCCAUAGGGACCGAAUAACCUUUUUAGCGAGAGAUGGGGAGGGAGAGAUGGGUAGAGAGAGAGCGGGAAAGAGAGAGGUAGGGAGAGAGGUAAAGAUAGAUAGAGGGGGUAGAGGUAGAGCGAGGGGGGGAGAGAGAGAUAUAGAAAGAGAGCGAGAGAGGGAGAGAGGCAGAAGGUAGGUUGACUCUGAAAGCAACACUAAAAGAUUAGCAGGUGAUUUUGACCUAAGCACCAACCACUCCGCUCUCACAUGCUACUGGGGAGAGGCAUGUUUACCACACUGAGAGUUGAGCUUUGUGUGAUUAUGUAUCAGUAAAGGAUACAGCAGUAUUGAGUGGCCAACGGUGGGUGUGUUUGUGUGUGUGUGUGUGUGUGUGUGUAGCAAUAUUGAGCUACAGUACCAUUGGCAUGUGUGUAUGUGCCUCAUGUCCUAUGCAUCACAUGCAGUGAGUGAUCAGCUAUCGAUUAGAUAUCAACACUGACAUAAUGAUGUCUGCGGAUGCGUGUUCUUCUAGCCAAGAUAUGAAAUGCAAUCAUAAUUGACUGUAGCGCAUAUAAAGCACACACAACAGCUACCGGUGGUUCCAUGAUAACUGAAAACACAACUGUGGUACGAACAAGUGACACAUUUCCGGGCAAGGGUGGUCCAUUUAAUAUUCAUUCAUUCUUCCCUUACCCUGCAAGUGUCAACUCAUCAUAAGUCAUGCAUGAUACGUCACCAGAAGUGUCCACUUAAUUUGAGGCCUGAGGGGAGAGGGUGUGUCUUGUACGUGUUUGGAAUGCAGACCUGGUCUCUCUUUCAUCUCUAAAUAAAUCUCUCAUGUUCCUCUGCCACCUCUCCGUCUCCAUUCUCUCUCUCUUACUCUACCAUCCUGCUUUCUCCCCCCUAGAUGAAAAACAAGUUCAUGAAGAAGAUUCCUCGUGAUGCAGAGGCGUCCAACGUUCUGAUUGGAGAAGUCGACUUCCUGGAUAAACCGUUUGUAGCGUUCGUACGUCUGGCCCAGGCUACCACACUGGGAGGCCUGACUGAGGUCCCUGUACCUACCAGGUGUGUGUGUGUGUGUGUGUGUGUGUGUGUGUGUGUGUGUGUGUGUGUGUGCUGCUGCUCUACAGCUGUUAACCCCUUGUCUCCUGGCAGGUUUCUGUUUGUCUUGCUGGGUCCUCAUGGCAAAGGCAAGUCCUACAACGAGAUUGGCCGAGCCAUCGCCACGCUCAUGGUGGAUGACGUAAGAAUGAGCGAAUCCUUUUUUGGUGUGCUUAAAUGUUCAUUAAGCUGAGUCAAGUUACAAAAAACCGAAUGAGGGACAAAAGUUUUUGAUUGUUUUCAUUUGUUUGUUUUUUCGUUAUUCAGUGGAUAUGUUACCUUACACACUCAAUCAGUAUGUUACAGCCAGGGCUCUGCAGUUAAUCUCUGACCUCUUUAUUGACAUACACACACACACCAUCAUAUGCUGUGUGUAACUGUGUGCUCUGCUGUCCUGUCAGUUGUUCAGUGACGUGGCGUAUAAAGCCCGGGACCGUGAUGACCUGAUCGCUGGGAUUGAUGAGUUUCUGGAUGAGGUCAUUGUUCUGCCCCCAGGGGAGUGGGACCCCAAAAUACGCAUCGAGCCCCCCAAGAAGGUCCCCUCUGCUGACAUGAGGUACAAACUAUUUAUUUAGUGACUGACUGAUUAACUGAAACAUUGAGUUUAGUCUAGUAGGAUCCUCGUUAGAUGUUGCAUAAAGCCCCAGCUAUUCUUCCUGGGUUAGUUAGUUGGUUAGUUAGUCCAAACUCAACACUGAACCUCCACCCCCCCCUACCCAAAAGGAAGUCUGUGCUGAACCUGAACGAGCUAGGCCAGGUGAACGGGACGGCUGGGGGGGCAGGAGGAGGAGAGGACGAGGUGAUGCCCGCCCCCCACGAACUGGGAGAGGAACUGCAAUUCACUGGCAGGUAUGGGAGCACUGGGUGGUCUACUUUCCUAUCAUUUAAUCUCCAGGCCCCCAAAGUACCAUGCAGGCACUCUGGCAUCACAAUUGUCAUUUGAAACCAAUAAAAACAAUUUGAAGCAGAGGCCAAUAGAACUAGCCGGGGGGGGGCUUACCUGUGUGUGUGUGUCCCAGGUUCUGUGGAGGCCUGUGGCUGGACAUUAAGAGGAAGGUUCCGUGGAUCCUUAGUGAUUUCUCCCAGGGCUUUCACAUCCAGUCCAUCUCUGCUGUUCUGUUCAUCUACCUGGGCUGCAUCACCAACGCCAUCACCUUCGGAGGCCUGCUGGGGGACGCCACAGACAACUACCAGGUACAGUGAGGGAAAAAAGUAUUUGAUCCCCUGCUAAUUUUGUACAUUUGCCCACUGACAAAGAAAUGAUCAGUCUAUAAUUUUAAUGGUAGGUUUACUUGAACAGUGAGAGACAGAAUAACAACAAAAAAAUCCAGAAAAACGCAUGUCAAAAAUGUUAUAAAUUGAUUUGCAUUUUAAUGAGGGAAAUAAGUAUUUGACCCCUCUGCAAAACAUGACUUAGUACUUGGUGGCAAAACCCUUGUUGGCAAUCACAGAGGUCAGACGUUUCUUGUAGUUGGCCACCAAGUUUUCACACAUAUCAGGAGAGAUUUUGUCCCACUCCUCUUUGCAGAUCUUCUCCAAGUCAUUAAGGUUUCGAGGCUGACGUUUGGCAACUUGAACCUUCAGCUCCCUCCACAGAUUUUCUAUGGGAUUAAGGUCUGGAGACUGGCUAGGCCACUCCAGGACCUUAAUGUGCUUCUUCUUGAGCCACUCCUUUGUUGCCUUGGCCGUGUGUUUUGGGUCAUUGUUAUGCUGGAAUACCCAUCCACGACCCAUUUUCAAUGCCCUGGCUGAGGGAAGGAGGUUCUCACCCAAGAUUUGAUGGUACAUGGCCCCAUCCAUCGUCCCUUUGAUGCGGUGAAGUUGUCCUGUCCCCUUAGCAGAAAAACACCCCCAAAGCAUAAUGUUUCCACCUCCAUGUUUGAUGGUGGGGAUGGUGUUCUUGGGGUCAUAGGCAGCAUUCCUCCUCCAAACACGGCGAGUUGAGUUGAUGCCAAAGAACUCCAUUUUGGUCUCAACUGACCACAACACUUUCACCCAGUUCUCCUCUGAAUCAUUCAGAUGUUCAUUGGCAAACUUCAGAUGGGCAUGUAUAUGUGCUUUCUUGAGCAGGGGGACCUUGCGGGUGCUGCAGGAUUUCAGUCCUUCACGGCGUAGUGUGUUACCAAUUGUUUUCUUGGUGACUAUGGUCCCAGCUGCCUUGAGAUCAUUGACAAGAUCCUUCCGUGUAGUUCUGGGCUGAUUCCUCACCGUUCUCAUGAUCAUUGCAACUCCACGAGGUGAGAUCUUGCAUGGAGCCCCAGGCCGAGGUAGAUUGACAGUUCUUUUGUGUUUCUUCCAUUUGCGAAUAAUCGCACCAACUGUUGUCACCUUCUCACCAAGCUGCUUGGCGAUGGUCUUGUAGCCCAUUCCAGCCUUGUGUAGGUCUACAAUCUUGUCCCUGACAUCCUUGGAGAGCUGUUUGGUCUUGUCCAUGGUGGAGAGUUUGGAAUCUGAUUGAUUGAUUGCUUCUGUGGACAGGUGUCUUUUAUACAGGUAACAAGCUGAGAUUAGGAGCACUCCCUUUAAGAGUGUGCUCCUAAUCUCAGCUCGUUACCUGUAUAAAAGACACCUGGGAGCCAGAAAUCUUUCUGAUUGAGAGGGGGUCAAAUACUUAUUUCCCUCAUUAAAAUGCAAAUCAAUGUAUAAAAAUUUUGACAUGCGUUUUUUCAGGAUUUUUUUGUUGUUAUUCUGUCUCUCACUGUUCAAAUGAACCUACCAUUAAAAUUAUAGACUGAUCAUUUCUUUGUCAGUGGGCAAACGUACAAAAUCAGCAGGGGAUCAAAUACUUUUUUCCCUCACUGUAUACCCACACACACAUACACAUACACACCAACAUGCAUAAGUUACACACCUUCUCCACUUCUAAGUACACACACACACCUGUCUCAACUCUGCUCCCCCUCCCCUCUCUCUGUGUCAGGGUGUGAUGGAGAGUUUCCUGGGUACAGCGUUAGCAGGAACAGUGUUCUGUCUGUUAGGAGGUCAGCCCCUCAUCAUUCUCAGUUCUACCGGACCCAUCCUCAUCUUCGAGAAAUUGCUCUACGAGUUCUGCAAGUGAGCCAUACACACAUGCACGGUAUCUGUCUGAUCCUUGUUUUGUGCACUUAGUUUGUUUCUUCUGAUGCUGGUGUGUGUGUGUGUGUGUGUGUGUGUUUGUCCCAGGUCUAACACUAUAGACUACAUGGAGCUACGUCUGUGGAUUGGUCUCCACUCCUGUCUGCAGUGUCUGAUCUUGGUCGCCACGGACGCCAGUUACAUCAUCAAAUACAUCACACGCUUUACCGAGGAGGGCUUCUCCAGCCUCAUCUCCUUCAUCUUCAUCUCCGACGCCAUCAAGAAGAUGGUGGGUCACACACAUGGGCGCACGCACUCACACAAGCACACCCUCACACACUGUCUUAACUGUUUAUCUAAUGUGUUACUACAGGUGGGAUCCUUUAAGUACUACCCUAUCAACCGUGGCUUCAAGCCUGACUACGUUACCACAUACAGGUGUGAAUGUAUCGCACCAGACCAGGGUGAGCUUUCCUCCUCCUCUCCAUCCUCUUCUUCUACUGUCUUUCCUCCUCAUAUCAUUCUUCCUCUUCUCCCAUUCUUCCUCCUCCCACUCGUCCUCCUCCUCCCCUCUCCUUCUUAUUUGGGAGCUUUACUAGAACUCACACCAAUGAAGUGCAGUAUUGCCAUCUGCAGGACAGUUUAGGGAGUUCACAUCCUUGACAUUGCUAUUCCAAACAUAUCCCCUAGUUUGGGGGAUGUGUAUACUAUAAUAAUAAUACUUUGGGGGGGGUGCUUAUAUUUUCCUGUUACACACAAGUGCGUAAUGAAAAUAUGUUUUUUUGCAUAUUCCAACUCCCCCUGAGACACCCAAAGGGAGUGGGGUCAUGGCCUGGGUCUCCAUUGUACAGCGCCCCUGGAGCACAGCAACAGAUUUUUUCACCUUGUCGGCUCCGGUAUUCGAACCAGCCACCUUUCGGUUACUGGCCCAACACUCUAACCUCGAGUCUACCUGCCGUCCCUUGUACUGUCUGUGUUCGCUCUCCUAACUACUGUAACUGAUGCGUGUGCUGUCUGUUUCUGCUUCUCUCUCUCUCUCUCUCUGGCUGCUAUCUGAGUGAGUAUACCUCUAUUGCUACAGCAUGCUACAAGUCUGUCAUGUUCCCAUAAAACUGGCAUCAUGUAAUCUAGCUGGGGCACCUGACUUCUCUCUAUCUCUCUUUCUCUAACAGCUGCUGCGAUGGGUUUUAAUGUUUCAGUUCCACUAGCAGACGAUAACAUGACUGAUUUGGUAAGUGGCUCGGGAACUAACGGGGAGUCAUUCACUCAUCUGUUUCUCAGAUGGUUGAGUCUAUGGGGGACAGUCUGCCUGUGGUCAAAAUAGACUGUAGGACUUAACAUAGUCACCGGACUAGCAGCACUGUGCUGCCUGUCCACUUCUGUUUCUGCACUACUCUGUAUUCCCUCUUCCCUUGUUUUUUUUUUCUUCUCUCUCUCUCUCUCUCUCUCUCUCUCUCUCUCUCUGUCUGUCUGUCUGUCUGUCUGUCUAGUAUAACAUAACAGGUCUGGACUGGAGUCAGCUGAGUAAGAAGGAGUGUGUGAAGUAUGGCGGCGCCCUGUUGGGGAACUCGUGUAAGUACGUACCUGACCUUGCCCUCAUAUCCUUCAUCCUGUUCUUCGGGACCUACUCCAUGACCGUCUCCCUCAAGAAGUUCAAGACCAGCCGCUACUUCCCCACCAAGGUGAGAGACACAGGGGGACAUAGAAUAUGAGACAAUGGAUGCAGGGGAUCAUUGUUUGGUGUUUUUUGGGUGAUGGGUAGAUAGUGUAAACUCAACGUCUUCCCUUAGCUGUCAACUCCCCCCUCCCCCCCCCCCCCCCCCCUCCAUCACCACCCUGUCACCUCUCCCCAUUUUACCCCUCUCCUUCUCCCCAACCCCCCCCAUCCUCCCCCACCCUUUCAUUUCCCGUCCAUGUCCCUCCUCUUCCUGUCUGUGCUCCAGUGCCGUUCCCUGAUUGGUGAUUUCUCCAUCAUCAUCUCCAUCCUGGUAUUCUGUGGGAUAGACUACCUGUUAGGCCUGGACACGCCUAAACUGCACGUGCCCACUGAAAUCAAGGUCUUCUCCUCCCCUCAUCCAUCGCUCCCUCUCUCUCUCUCUCUCCUGCUCGUUCUCUCCCUCUAUAUCUUCCUUCUUGCUGAAAUGAUUAGCGAUCAAAAGUAUCUUUAAGUGAAUGAUUUUCAGACAUUAACAUACUGACAUUCACACUUCUCUCUUUUAUUUCAUCCCUCUCUCCUGUAUUUGUUUUGUACCUCUCUGUCUUUUUCUCUGCAUCUCUUCCGCCCCUCUUUUUGUCUGUCUGUUUGUCUGCCUGUCUGUUUGAUUCUUUAUCUGUGUGUGUGGGUGGGCCUAGCUAAGGAAGCUGAUCAGUGAUUUCUCCAUCUUCAUGUCAAUCAUGACGUUUGUGGGUCUGGAUAUGCUUGUAGGGCUGGACACACCCAAACUAAUCGUACCCACAGAGUUUAAGGUAUUUCUAAUCCUUAACCCAAUAUGUGUCCGUGUGCGUGAUUCACAGAUGCAUGCAUUGUCAGUGUGAUUCAAUCUGUUUGAUUUUGGCCUAUGUGUAUGAGUUGCAUGUGAGUUGCAUGUGUAGUCCAUACAGGACUCACUUGAAAAAGAGACCUGGGUCUCAAAGUAACUCCCUGUGUAAAUAAAGGUUACAUAAAUGCGUGUGUGUUGUAGCCGACGCGUCCAGACCGUGGCUGGGUGGUGAUGCCGUUUGGUAAGAACCCGUGGUGGGUAUAUGUGGCCAGUGCCGUCCCUGCUCUCCUGGUAACCAUCCUCAUCUUCAUGGACCAACAGAUCAGCGCUGUCAUCGUCAACCGCAAAGAGAACAAACUCAAGGUACAGUAAGGCCGCAAUAAUAACCUAACAUGACUGCAACCAUAAACACACUUACUUACUUAGGCCUGUCGCUCCCAAGGGAGCAUAGGCCAUCGGCGAAUCCUCUCCAUCGCACUCUGUUCUGAGCUGUGUUCUCCAAAAAACAUCAACAUAAAUACAAUAUAAACACGACCAUUCAAUAACCAUAAAUACAACCAGGAACACAUCUCUUGAAUGCUAUCUCUCCCCUCCCUUACGCUCCACUCCCCAUCUCCUCCCCUCCUUCUCCCUCCCCUCCAACAGAAAGGUUGUGGGUACCAUCUAGACCUCUUCUGGGUGGGUAUUCUGAUGGCAGUGUGCUCCUUCCUGGGCCUGCCCUGGUACGUGGCUGCUACUGUCAUCUCCAUCGCCCACAUCGACUCUCUGAAGAUGGAGAGUGAGUCCAGCGCCCCAGGAGAGCAGCCCCAGUUCCUGGGAGUCAGGUAGGGAGGGGAACGGGGUUUGUAUGAGUGAGGAGAGAUCUAGAUGUUGUGUGUGUGACAGGGUGAGUGUGUUAGAGGUUGACGGUGAUGUUUGUUCUAACUGUGUGUGUGUGUUAUACGUAGAACAGAGGUUGACGGUGAUGUUCUAACUGUGUGUGUGUUUUACAGGGAGCAGAGGUUGACGGGUAUUCUGGUGUUUGUCUUAACUGGAGUUUCCAUCUUCCUAGCUCCUGUCCUUCAGGUGAGUCAGUGAGAGAAUGGGCCUCCACUUCACAUAGUGGGUGGUGUUAUGGAGGAUUGUGUUAACUUGUAUAUUGUGUUUCCCCCAGUAUAUCCCCAUGCCUGUUCUCUACGGUGUCUUCCUCUACAUGGGAGUAGCCUCACUCGCAGGAAUACAGGUACAUUUAUGUGUGUGUAUGUGCACUCGUAUGCCUGUCUGUGUGUGUGUACUCACCCUCUUCCUCUCUCUCUCCUAGUUCUGGGAACGUAUCAAGCUGUACCUGAUGCCAGCCAAGCACCAGCCAGACUUCUCCUUCCUGCGUCACGUUCCUCUGCGGAGGGUCCAUCUCUUCACCCUGGUCCAGAUCAUCUGUCUGGCUGUCCUCUGGAUCCUCAAGUCUACUGUAGCUGCCAUCAUCUUCCCUGUCAUGGUGAUUGCACUGUGUGUGUGUCUGUGUUGGAGGGGUAGUGGUUUAUCCUGUCGUGGAAAUUCAACACCAUGGACACCUAAAGUCAAUAUUAAAUUAAUAAUGAUUUAUUAUCAGCAAGCUGGAGAGGUUCCAACAAACUUAAUGCACCAUAGUACACGUCAGACGGGAGCUCCGUCGGGGCAGUCCCAUUAGUUAUCUUAUAUACUGCUUACACAGACAAGUUAUAUUUGCAUGAUUUACAUGAUCCAUUAUUCAUAAUUAAUUCAUCAUUAACUUUUGGUUCAUGCAUGUGACUCACCAAUACCUCACGAGGCUUCUACUCUCCAAGCUGAGACCUUGAAACUAAGAUAUCCCUUUCCGUUCUCAAAGCAAUAUUCUGGGCGUACAGCCAAAUUGCUUAUACUGAUAGUGAGGAUUCCGCCCAGGCACAAUCAAUCAGUCACUUGCAUGAACCCAGUCGAAUUGGUUAUUAGAAAAGCACAAACAUAAAAUGUUCCUUCACACUCCUCUCCUAGGCAAUCAGCAAUUAGUACCGGGAGGUGUGCUCUUCACCUCUGCAAGGCAAUUAGUGUUAGUACUUCAGUCUACCCUGUUUUCUCAGCGGCUGUCUCAUUGCAAAACUAAGACCACCACUGAAACAAAGACAGUUCGGCCGAGUUAUUCUGCCGAGUUAUUUGAGGAAGGAAAGACAGGAAGACUCCACACCACUCUCUCAUUUGAGGAUCUUACGUAGUUGUUUUCAGAUGAUCUCAUUUUGCUCUUUUGUAGUUUUGUCAACUAUGUGUGUGUUUUCUAUACCUGUUCGCUCCUCUCCCUGUAGGCUUUACAGACGCUCCCCACCCCUUGGCUGCAACCCUUCUAAUUUAGUGUACCCUGCACGCACAACCCCUGUAGAAUUCCUGGUCUAUGGCAGCGUUUGGAACUGCCGAUCUGCGGUCAUGCAUCUCGGCCUAUGCUGCCCUUCAGUCCCUUGACUUGGCCCUGACGGAGACACGGAUCACCCCAUAGAAAGCUGCUACUCCAGCAGCUCUCUUCAUCGGACUACGUUUUCUCUCAUAGUCCAAGAGCAUCUGGUCGUUGUGGUGGUGGCACAGAGCUACUAAUUUCUCCUGUGGAGAUUUUCUAUUUUCUCCCUCACACCUGUCCAUCUCCUCAUUUGAAUUCCAUGCUGUCACGGUCACUUGUCCACUCAAGCUUAACAUUGUUGUCAUCUAUCACCCACCAGGUCCCCUUAGAGUUCCUCAAUGAGCUUGAUAAGUUAAUUUCCUGACGAUGGCUCACCGCUCUUUGUACUUGGCGACUUCAACCUUCCUACGUCUGCCUUCAAUGAAUUGAUUUCUAACUCUUUCUUUCCUCUCCUUGCCUCUUUUGACCUCCACCCUUUCCCAGUCUCCUCCCACUCACAAGGCAGGCAAUAUGCUUGACCUCAUUUUACUAGAGGCUGUUUGCCUACUAAUCUCACUGCAACCCCCCUCCAAGUCUCUGAUCACUACUUUGUUUCCUCUUCUGUCUCCCUCUCCUCCAACCCUAGCCUAUCAGCCCCUAGCCAGACCUAUCAUCCUUUCAUUUCCUCCUCUCUACCUUCUCUUCCUCUGUAUCUGCUGCUAAAGCCACUUUCUAUCCCUCUAAAUGUCAAGCUCCUGCCUCUAACCCUAGGAAACUCUUUUCCACCUUCUCCCCCCCCCCCCCCCCCCCCCCCCCCAACUUUGUCAACCACUUUGAAAAGAAGGUUAAUGACAUCCGUUCCCCAUUCACUCAGCCUAUAGAGUCCACUGGUCCCACUCACACAGAACUACCCUACGCCUUUCUCCCCCCUCUUCAGAUGAAAUCAUGCAACUAGUGAGGUCCGGCCGCACAACAACCUGCCCACUCGACCCCAUCCCCUCCUCCCUUCUCCAGACCAUCUCUGGAGACCUUCUCCCAUACCUCACUUCCUUCAAACUGGUCAGUCACUCCCCUCCUCAAGAAACCAACACUUGACCCCUCUGACGUAAAAUACUACCGGUAUCCCUUCUUUCUUUUAUUUUCUAAACACUUGAGCAUGCUGUCUCUGACCAACUCUCUCGCUAUCUCUCUCAGAACGAUCUUCUUGACCCUAACCAGUCAGGCUUCAAGACGGUUCACUCAACUGAGACUGCUCUUCUCUGUGUCACAGAGGCUCUCCGCACUGCCAAAGCUAACUCUCUCUCCUCUGUUCUCAUCCUCCUAGAUCUAUCCGCUGCCUUCGAAACCGUGAACCACCAGAUUCUCCUCUCCACCAUCUCAGGGCUGGUCGUCUCAGGCUCUUCACACUCUUGGAUUGCAUCCUACCUGGCAGGCCGCUCCUACCAGGUGGCGACACGCAUCUCUGCGUGCCUGGCAGAUAUCUCAGAUUGGAUGUCGGCCCACCACCUCAAACUCAACCUCAACAAGACGGAGCUGCUCUUCCUCCCGGGGAAGGCCUGCCCACUCCAAGACCUCUCCAUCAUGGUUGACAACUCCACGGUGUCCCCCUCCCAAAGUGCAAAGAACCUUGGCGUGACCCUGGAAAACACCAUGUCGUUCUUUGCAAACAUCAAAGCGGUGACUCACUCCUGCAGGUUCAUGGUCUACAACAUUCGUAGCAUACAGCCCUGCCUCACACAAGAAGCGGCGCAGGUCCUAAUCCAGGCACUUGUCAUCUCCCAUCUGGACUACAACUCAAUGUUGGCUGGGCUCCCCACUUGUUCCAUCAAACCCCUGCAACUUAUUCAGAAUGCUGCAGCCCGCCUGAUGUUCAACCUUCCCAAAUUCACCCAUGUCACCCCGCUCCUCUGCACACUCCACUGGCUUCCAGUCGAAGCUCGCAUCCACUACAAGACCAUGAUACUUGCCUAUGGAAUAGCAAGAGGAACUGCCCCUCCCUUCCUUCAGACUAUGCUCAUACCCGACACCCAAACCUGAGCACUCUGUUCUGCCACCUCUGGUCUUUUGGCCCUCCCACCCCUAUCGGAGGGCAGCUCCCACUCAGCCCAGUCCAAGCUCUUCUCUGUCCUGGCACCCUAAUAGUAGAACCAGCUUCCCCCUGAAACUAGGACAGCAGAGUCCCUGCCCAUCUUCUGAAAACAUCUGAAACCCUACUUCUACAAAGAGUAUUUAAAUAAUCCCACAGCACCCGCCCCCUUCGCACCUCCUCACGCCAGAUUUAUGCAGCAACAGAGUGCUCCUUUUUCUUUAUUCUCCCACUAGUCACCAGUGGAAGUAUCCUGGGGUAAGGAAUGUUUUGGGGAUUUUAAAGUCCCUCAGUCGAGCACCUGAUUUCCCCUAUUAAGUUUAAGCGCGUUUUGGUAGACCUUCUUUCCAUUGUAAAUGUGUGUGUGUGUGUGUGUGUGUGUGUGGUGCAUAGAUUGAAGGGGAUACUUUUUUUCUAUGUGUAGAUCCUGGGUCUGAUGGUGGUACGUAAGAUGAUGGACCUGAUGUUCUCUCAACACGACCUGGCCUGGCUGGACGACAUCCUGCCGGAGAAAGACAAGAAGAAGGAGAAAGGUGGGAUGAAAAAGAAAGACAACAAAAGGACCAAAGCAGCCGAGCCGGAGAGCGACGAGGAGGUGAGAGACGAGGACUAGCAGACACACACACACAGUGCCAGAAUGACAGUGGGAGGAGGAUGUAAUGUCUGUGUGGCGUGUAGGAGUGGCUCCAUCUGUUUUGUUGAGUGUUUAUAUCUAUGCGUGUUGUUCCUCGGAUUGUUAUCUCUGACUAAUAUGUUUCUCUUUUCUCUGUCCCACAGUGUUGCUGAAAAGGCACUGUAUAACACUUACUAUUGCCUGUCUGUCUCGAUGUUGGUCUGUGUCUGUCUGUCUGUCUGUCUGUCUGUCUGUGUGUGUCUUGAUGUCUUUCUCCCUCCCAAUUCCACCUGCAUGGUUCAAAACUGUCUGUGGAGUAGAAUUGGGCCAUUUUGCUUAUAUUUAAACAUGCAGUGUGUGUGAGCGUGUGCUUGGAUGUGUGUGUGUAUUUGGGGCAUCAUCCCUCACGUCUCUGUUAAGCCACUUCUCUAUCGAUUCCUCCUGCAUGCUGAUAGUUCCCUCCGGUUCCCCCCUCUGUCACAGCCCAAGAGUCCCCUCCCUCCUCCAGUGAAGAUACCCAUGGACAACAUAGACCCGCCUUCAGCACCUGACCCCUCUGUAAGCCCACCCACCCAGCCCCUCGUCUCUGACUGUGAGUAAACCUCUCUUUUGAGGGACCCAAGGAAUGUGGACUGUUGUGUGUAUUCUUGUGAUGUCAUUAUUGUGCGACAGAAGGAGCAUAUAAUACUGUGAUGUUACUGAUGUGCAACUUUAGAGAAACUGAUGUAUGUUAUGAGACACUGAAGGUGUUAUUCUUUUUUUGGUCCUCCUUCACCAAUUCUUCACUCUGCCAUUCAACUCUGUGUGUGUGUGUGUGUGUGUGUGUGUGUGUGUGUGUGUGUGUGUGUGUGUGUGUGUGUGCGCGUACAGGAGACGAACGUUUACACUAGUGUCAAUCCAGAUGACAGUGACCGGAUACAUCCCCCCCGGCCCUGACACACACCGACUGGGGAGUACACUGCCAGCGUGACCACAUCUACGACUACUCACACACACAUGCAAAAACACACACACAUACAUACACUUACUACUGCCAGCUAGACUACUGACAACUACUGUACAAUUACUGACACAUGCACAGCUAAUAACUAUUAGCAAACAUCCAUUUACUAUUAGCAUUAUUUACCACUGUUUUUACUUUAAAAAACGUAAUACACAUUGAAUUUCAUAUAAAUAUAUACAAAUAUUCUAUAAACUGUAGAUAUGAUGUGAUAUUUAACAUGUCAACAUAUGUCUAUUAAAUUCAACUGGAUAGUAGUUAGUUAUUAUACUUUUAAACAUUGUACAAAUCACAGUAGUGUCUGGGAGGCAUACCCAGACACAUGGAUCACACGCCGCUCGGAACCAUAAGUCUAUAGUCCGAGGCUGUUGGAGCAUAGAUCGCAGUGUGUGGACUGAGGUUUAUUUUCGCUCAACAUAUUCUCUGAUCUCCAGCACCUGCUUAAGCCCACUGGAUGUUGUGUAUGUUUUCUUGUGCUAUCCUCUGGCCCUACUGGAGAUGUUUUUGUGAGGGCAGACUGAUAGUCGUUAAGAUACCAGAGCCCAUGCGCCUGAAAGCAAUGCAGAAGUUGUUUUUGUGUUUGUUUUGAUGUCUUCCAUGUGUAAUUUAUUCACUGUGUGCCAUGUGGUUUGUAGCAGGAACCUCUUGUACUAAUGUAAAGACUACUCUGAAGGCACAGUUGGAAAAGGAAGGGUUAUAAUGUGAUUAGUAAUCCAAUAUUAUAAUACAAUGUUAUUCUGCCAUCUGUAAAUUGACCGCAAGAAGCUAUCAAAUUGCUAUUAAUUUGCAUGUCGUCGUCGUCGUCCCCCCCCCCCCCCCCCACCGCUGUAUUUUCCCACUAGCAAUGACCUUGCUGAAUAAUACUUUGUUGAGGGAAAAUGUACUUGAUACGAUUGUGAUGUUGUCUCACCCACAGUAGCUAUCUUAAGAUGAAUUAACUAAUUCUAUGUCGCUCUGGAUAAGAGCGUCUGCUAAAUGACUCAAGUGUAAAAUGUCCUGAGGGAAGGUGGUUGUUAUGGGUCCGUUGGAGACGUCUACACUCUCCAGGUCUGGUCAUUUACUAUUGUCAUAUUUUGGUAAUUAUAAGACUUCUCUGACCUAUAAUGGAUCAGUUGUCAUUUCCAUUGCCAGUCCCAGCUAGUUCUGUCAGCCACUGCUCUCUCAAGACAAGUGAAUGCUGGACUCGUGUGUGUGUGUGUGUGUGUGUGUGUCUGGGACAAUCAACUCCUGAGAAAUAGGGAAAUACACAUUUUGGUUACAUUAUUUUACUGUAGGUUAUGAACCUGCUGCAGUACAAUUAUGGGACUUUUGGUUGUUUCUUUUUAAACAGUACAAAACGUCCUACACACAGUGUUCUUCGUCCUCCAGCUAACACUGUGAUGUAUCUUCUAACACUCUCCGUUGGGAGCUUUUGUCUGUCGGGAAUAUCUGUCUCAACUCACCUCAACCCCACCACAAUCCAUAAACGUUUUGUGACCGUUCAAACACACACACACCCUCCUCUACGCCUUUCUAAAUACCCCAUAGCCUUUUCCCUCUGCCGUUCUCUCUGUGUGUGUGUGUGUGUGUCUGUCUGGCUGUAUGAAUGCACUUGCGUAUGUUUGUGCAUGUGUGUUUUCCCCUUAUGUGAUCCUGCUCUUGGCAGUCAAGGAAUUAUUGUCUACAUUACUGUUCAGGUAGUAUGGUUGAGAAGUGUAAAACUAUGUUUGUGUGUGCUCAUGAGACUGUGAUUGUGUGAGCUCACGAGAGUGUAUGUGUGUGUAACCUGGGCUGUUCCACCUGACUGUUCGUCCCUCAGAAUCACUUUGCACCUGAAGAUCUGCUUUCCCCCUCACCUGCUGAAUCCCAUGUGAGCCUUACCCACGGAUCAUCAACACGCCCUCCUGUUCCCCCAUUUGCCAUCCAGGUGGAGUCCGAGGAGACUGUCCUCUACCCACGGGUUCACGACCUUUACCCCCGCAUUAACCUCUGCCCUCCGAAUGGA